AUGGAAGACCAUAGCCAGAAGAAUGCCGAUGAGUGCCUGGCUCGAGCUGUAUAUGCCACAGGCUCACCCCUCAUGCUCAGUGAGAAUGUGUACUGGAAGAGAUGUUUCAAUGUUAUUUGCCCUGGAUACUCUCCUCCCAACAGAGAUGCUCUGUCUACUCAUUUACUGGAAGCUGAGUUCAACAGAGUGCAAGGAAAGGUGAAGGAAACAAUAGAGAAGGCAGACAGUGUUGCUGUUAUCUCCGAAGGGUGGUCAAAUGUGCAAGGUUAUGGCAUCAUAAACUACAUAGUCUCUACUCCUCUACCAUUGGUUUUCAAGACAACAGACAAAAAGGACAACACACACACGAGCACGUACAUUGCUGAUGAGCUGAAAGCUGUAAUCAAUGACAUUGGACCACAGAAGGUGUUUGCUGUUGUUACUGAUAGUGCCGCAAACAUGAAGGCUGCCUGGGCACAAGUGGAGGAGGCCUACCCUCACAUUACACCUAUUGGGUGCACGGCUCAUGGGCUUAACCUACUCAUCAAGGACAUCAUGAGUUUGCAAACGAUGGAAACGCUAUACAAGACAGCCAAGCAAGUUGUACAGGAUGUCAGGAGCAAAGAGGAAAUGGCAGCAACCUACAGCAAGAAAAAUACAAAGAAAAGUAACUCCACACUGAAGCUGCCCUGCAACACUGGAUGGGCUGGGGUUGUCACCAUGUACAACAGCCUUCUGAAGCACAAGGAGUCUUUGCAAGAAAUGGCAAGAUCGCAGUCUGUGGAUAUUGAAAUCUCCAUCAGGAAAAUACUGCUUGAUGAUGUGUUUUGGGAGAGAGUGGUUCGCAAUCUUACACUACUCUCACCGAUCGCAUCUGCCAUUGAUCAGAUUGAAGGAGAGGAUGCUGUCUUGUCAGAUGUUCUCAGGCUUUUUGCUGAUUUAAAAGACAAAAUCAGCAUGGCCCUCCCUUCAGCCUUGCUACUCAACACAGAGGAGUCGGCAGUUGUUCGAUUUGUGGAGAUGUGUGGAGAGUUUUGUAUCAAGCCAAUUCACGCAGCAGCAUACAUGCUAGAUCCGAAGCAUAUUGGGAAACAAAUACUUUCUGGAGAACAGAUCAACAGUGCAUACUAUGUGAUUUCUACCCUCUCACACCACCUCAAUCUUGAUGAGGGUAAAGUUCUGGCAAGUCUGGCAAAGUUCUCUACCAAGCAAGGCCUUUGGAAUGGGGAUGGGAUAUGGCAAUCAUGCCAGCACAUUUCUCCCUACACCUGGUGGAAGGGGCUCUGUGCAUCUGAGGCCCUGUCACCCAUCGCCUCUGUGAUCCUUCAGAUCCCACCAACAUCAGCAGCCUCUGUGCGCCACAGAGCAUUCUUUGGGAAAACCCAAACAAAGGUGGGCAACAGUCUAACAAACAACAGAGUGGAGAAAUUGGUGGCUAUCAGGGCGAACCUUAACCUUUUUGAGCCAGGAACAGAACUAGGGUCCAGCACACAGCUUCAGAGUGAUACAAAGGAGGAAAUGGACAUUAAAUCAGAGUCUGAAUGA
Molecule: messenger RNA, 1524 nt
Organism: Coregonus sp. 'balchen'
Lineage: Eukaryota; Metazoa; Chordata; Actinopteri; Salmoniformes; Salmonidae
Source: the annotation of a GenBank genome assembly